AUUCACGGGAUACGGGCCUGAGCUGAAUCCCCUCCUUAGAUAUAUGUUCGUCGGUUGCUACGUAAUACACCGACCAUAGAAUUACAGUAACUGGGCACAAGUCGUGGCAUAUACACAUCUGUCUACCGGCUUUCCUUCGUAUCAUCUGUCAAUACGACAAAUUAAGGCUAUUUUUACGAGACUUGAAAAAAAUGGCUGAACAAGUACCGAGUCCUACGAAGGACGGACCCCAUUUGGAGGUAUUGAAUCGAGUGAAGAACAUUCCAGUUGUCAGUACAGCUAUUGAAAAAACUGGUUCAACGUAUUCGUACGUCAAGGGGUCCCAUCAUCUCGUAAAUUGGGCAUUGAAUCAGGCUGAGGCAGGAAUAAACUACGCGGCAGCUACUGCUGCACCGAUCGCGGCUCCAAUAGCUAAGAAAUUCGAGGGUCAGAUUAAUACUGUUGAUCAAAAAUUGUGUCACGGGCUGGACAUUGUCGAGCAAAAAGUGCCGAUGGUGAAGCAACCACCACAGGAAAUCUACGAUGCCGCGAGGAACGUGAUGAGCACUUCUCUUCAACCCACAAUCGAGAAAAUUACAGCUGUUAAAGAAUCAGCCACUCACCAAGCUUCCACUGUUAAAGAAAUUAGUAUCAACAAGGCAAAUGAAAUCCUUAACACUCACUACGGAGCACUGGCCGUUCAGGGUAUUGACAACACUAGUGCACUUGUUAACCGACUUUUGGAUCACUAUUUUCCGCCCGUAGUGGGAGAAGAGGCUGCACCAGCACCAGUCUCAGCUGACGAGAACAAAGUACUGCACACAGUGCAAACUAUUGGUCAAUUAUCCAGCAAAACUGCGAACCGCGUGUACCAUUCAGUAGCGGCACAAUUGAGGACAGUAAAGAGAGAGGAUGUGGCUGCAUACAUGCAGAGUGUGAUUUCCAUUCUCCACUUGACGAAUUUCCUCAAUGGAGGAAGGGUAGAGAACACCCCUGAAACACCUACAUCAUCAGCAGGAGAAAAGAAGGACCAAGAGAAGUGAACGACCAUGAAUUUACCUACCUUAAGCACUUUCAGAAACACUUCCCUAUAAAAAUAUUGAUUAUAUUGGCAAAAUCGUUUAUAAAAUUUAUGUAAUCCAAUUUUCACAUUUGCAUUAAAAAUAUUUUUCUUUAACUAUGA
Diachasmimorpha longicaudata is the source of this 1162-nucleotide messenger RNA. Its product is annotated as lipid storage droplets surface-binding protein 2-like. Gene Ontology annotation, biological process: positive regulation of triglyceride storage; lipid storage. Bases 192 to 1022 code for a protein of 276 amino acids. The transcript is spliced from 4 exons. The record is from RefSeq and is a predicted model, not a curated record. Gene Ontology annotation, cellular component: lipid droplet; cytosol. NCBI's taxonomy places the organism in Eukaryota, Metazoa, Arthropoda, Insecta, Hymenoptera, Braconidae.